Symbiodinium sp. CCMP2592 is the source of this 3348-nucleotide messenger RNA. The record is from the annotation of a GenBank genome assembly. Lineage: Eukaryota; Dinophyceae; Suessiales; Symbiodiniaceae.
AUGGGAAGGCGCAAGUCGGCUUUGAUUUUGCUCAAACCCGUUGACGACAGCCGCCUGCAGACAGACAUAAGCAUGCAACUGAUGUCAUGCAAUCAAUCUGAGCAGACAGAAGAGCGAUUAGAUGCGCACCAUAUUGUUCGUAACGAUGGUCAAGGUGGCCUCCCGUUUGUGGAGCAGAUGAUUGCAGAUGCCACGUUGACGCGGAUGGGACACGUGCUCGACUUUUUUGCGGUAAUGCAGUGCGCAGGCCACCUUGACAACGGUGUACGUACAUUGGCGGAGCCUGAGCGUCAAAAGUGGGUCUCCCUGCUAGUCAAAGCCAUUGAGAGCCUGCGGGGUCAUGAAUCACACCAAGAGACUUUGACGUUGAUUGCUGACUUCAAGCUCCUUGGGCGAGCUGAUGACAAGCCCAGUUGGACCUACGCCGACGCAGAAGCGGAGCAGCGGCUGAAGGCUUUGCGUCCGCGGGCCAACGGAAAAGCUGGGCGGUCGAAUGGGUUGCCAGCGUUAGAUUGUGGAAAGACGUUGCGGGCUGGCAGCUCCUUGGUUCGCACUGUUUGCAGAAGUGUUGCUUUGCUCAGUGCGGGCAUGCACCCUUCGGAGACAGGUUGGCCGCCGCAGCAGAUGCCAACGUGCGCUGACUCAAAACAUGGCAUAACGGUCAUGACGACGCAGAAUGAAGGCCUGGAUCACAAAGUCAGACGGGGGCCAACCUGCCGCCAACGAGCCUCGUCUAUGUUGGUCGUGCAGGGCCACCGGUGGCUACCUGUGGCCUCGUCCAAGGAUGCUCUUGGCUUCAUCUUCCACAACACAAGAAGAGCAGGACUCCACGCAGGCCACGCAGGAGAGCCGUGUUUCGACGAUCUGUGCGUGAAUGAGGCGAGGGAGGGCGACGAAGGGCCCCAGCCUCAAGAGUGUGUGGCACCAGACGAUCUUGAGCCAGACGACGGUGGCAGGGUCGAUCUGCCUAGCGCUUGUCCAGAUUCCACUGUUGUGCCGGUUGCAGUCGUGGCUCCUUUGAUAGCCUUGCAAGUUGGGCUUGCUGCAGUCACCGUGCUGUUGAUGGGGUACUGCUCUUUGGCAGACCCCGGGCAACUCAAAAAGACGCGGAACAUCCUGCUAGACGGGAUUGACCUGGAGCAGGGUGACCGCCCACUCCGAGCUCAUAAGUCCUGGCAGUACCGUGGGAAGAUCCGACGGUAUGACCAUUACUGUAAAUGGGUCAAUAACGUCAUCGGUCUCCUGAACCACCGUGAAUUCGUCCUAAUGUUGAUUGGCCUGUGCCUGAUUGGCUUGCUUGGGGUGGCCCUGGAUGGCUAUCUUGCGUUGCUCCUUGCAACAAAGGGCCUUUGGGAAGCCGAGGUAGCGGUGGUAUUGCACCUUGCAUUCUCCGUAGUCCUCUUGGCAAUUGAAGUGCCUAUCUUCCAAAUACACGUCGGCCUGGUCAGCAGGAUCGUUGCCGGUCAACUGUUCAGUGACAAAGCUAAGGCCAACCAGACCUCCAUGGGAGACGGGGUACCGGUAGAGGAGCUGGAUGACGAAGAGUACAACCAGCUCUUCGAUGAAAAAGCAUUUGUUUAUGACAAGACCAGGUUGGUCCAACAAUUGCUGCAAUUUCUGGUGCUGGCCGCGCUGGCCGGCUGCCAGUGGCUGAGAAAGAGGGCGAUGUCGAAGCUCAUGUUCGCAAGCUUUGCUGUAAUGGACAGUGCAGCGUCUGUCAGCACCCAGUUUCACCAAAGCGAAGAACUGAGUCUAGGAUUUGACCAGUGCGGUCCAGCGAAGAGACAGCUGAGCAGACUCGCCUCGCAUCUGGACAUCGGCCAGUAUUUCCUGAGGAAUGGACAGCUCCAGCGCUCUUCCGCAUUUGCCGGUGCCAUGGCGCGUGCUGCGGCAGCAAGAGGCGGGGGAGUGCAAGCCCUGCACAAUGCGGCCCGACCGAAGGAGAAGGAUGAGGCAUGCGUGGAACCAAUGCAGGCCACGAAGGCGAUCGCCGGCGUAGCAGUGGCGACACUGGCCGACGAGGCGUCCACCAGGCGCAAGUCGGCUUUGAUUUUGCUCAAACCCGUUGACGACAGUGGCCUCCCGUUUGUGGAGCAGAUGAUUGCAGAUGCCACGUUGACGCGGAUGGGCCACCUUGACAACGUUGUACGUACAUUGGCGAAGCCUGAGCGUCAAAAGUGGGUCUCCCUGCUAGUCAAAGCCAUUGAGAGCCUGCGGGGUCAUGAAUCACACCAAGAGACUUUGACGUUGAUUGCUGACUUCAAGCUCCUUGGGCGAGCUGAUGACAAGCCCAGUUGGACCUACGCCGACGCAGAAGCGGAGCAGCGGCUGAAGGCUUUGCGUCCGCGGGCCAACGGAAAAGCUGGGCGGUCGAAUGGGUUGGCCGCCGCAGCAGAUGCCAACGUGCCUGGAUCACAAAGUCAGACGGGGGCCAACCUGCCGCCAACGAUGCUCUUGGCUUCAUCUUCCACAACACAAGAAGAGCAGGACUCCACGCAGGCCACGCAGGAGUCUGAGCCGUGUUUCGACGAUCUGUGCGUGAAUGAGGCGAGGGAGGGCGACGAAGGGCCCCAGCCUCAAGAGUGUGUGGCACCAGACGAUCUUGAGCCAGACGACGGUGGCAGGGUCGAUCUGCCUAGCGCUUGUCCAGAUUCCACUGUUGUGCCGGUUGCAGUCAUGGCUCCUUUGAUAGCCUUGCAAGUUGGGCUUGCUGCAGUCACCGUGCUGUUGAUGGGGUACUGCUCUUUGGCAGACCCCGGGCAACUCAAAAAGACGCGGAACAUCCUGCUAGACGGGAUUGACCUGGAGCAGGGUGACCGCCCACUCCGAGCUCAUAAGUCCUGGCAGUACCGUGGGAAGAUCCGACGGUAUGACCAUUACUGUAAAUGGGUCAAUAACGUCAUCGGUCUCCUGAACCACCGUGAAUUCGUCCUAAUGUUGAUUGGCCUGUGCCUGAUUGGCUUGCUUGGGGUGGCCCUGGAUGGCUAUCUUGCGUUGCUCCUUGCAACAAAGGGCCUUUGGGAAGCCGAGGUAGCGGUGGUAUUGCACCUUGCAUUCUCCGUAGUCCUCUUGGCAAUUGAAGUGCCUAUCUUCCAAAUACACGUCGGCCUGGUCAGCAGGAUCGUUGCCGGUCAACUGUUCAGUGACAAAGCAAAGGCCAACCAGACCUCCAUGGGAGACGGGGUACCGGUAGAGGAGCUGGAUGACGAAGAGUACAACCAGCUCUUCGAUGAAAAAGCAUUUGUUUAUGACAAGACCAGGAACCGUUGGGACAAAGGUUGGUCCAACAAUUGCUGCAAUUUCUGGUGCUGGCCGCGCUGGCCGGCUGGUGAACUCGGCGAGUUCUGA